Molecule: messenger RNA, 2053 nt
Organism: Dalotia coriaria
Lineage: Eukaryota; Metazoa; Arthropoda; Insecta; Coleoptera; Staphylinidae
Product: beta-galactosidase-1-like protein 2
Exons: 2
Coding region: 71-2005 (644 amino acids)
Biological process (GO): carbohydrate metabolic process
Cellular component (GO): vacuole
Molecular function (GO): beta-galactosidase activity
Source: RefSeq, a predicted model, not a curated record
AUAUAAACCAAGAAAACAUCAUAAGUACCUCAGUUUUCUCAAUUUUGUCACAAAGAGGAGAAAACGAAGAAUGUCUCUACCAACUGUUUACGAAUACUACGCGGGAGGUGGCAUAUCCGCCGGCCUCUCAACGGACCAACCGUACUUCACCUUAAACAACAAGAACAUCACCAUCUAUUCCGGUGCAAUGCACUAUUUCCGUGUACCCCAAGACCAAUGGCGUGACAGGUUGCAAAAGAUGCGCGCUGCUGGCUUGAACACCGUAGAAACCUACAUUCCCUGGAAUCUACACGAAUUCCAAGACGGAGUUUACGAUAUUGGUAAUGGUGGGUCCGACUUCAGUCAUCUCCUGAACAUUCAACGCUUUCUGGAGAUUGCACAAGAAGAAGAUUUACUAGCAAUCAUUCGACCAGGACCCUACAUUUGCUCCGAAUGGGAAUUUGGUGGGUUACCAUCCUGGUUACUAAAGAAUAAAGGUAUCCGGGUACGUACCAGUGAUGAAUUGUUCAUGGCCCGUGUAACAAGCUACUUCACAAUGAUAUUAUCUAUCCUGUCUGUUCUGAAUUGGCACUCGGGUGGACCCAUUAUCGCUUAUCAAAUUGAAAACGAGUACGGUAGCCUUGGUGAGAGGGACAUGACUUAUCUGAACGGAUUGAAACAGCUCUUUUUGGACAACGGCGUUAAGGAAAUGUUGUUUACGUCAGAUGGGGCUAGUAUAGGGAAUUUAGGGCAAAUACCAGGAGUGUUAUACACUGCUAAUUUUGCGGGUGAUGCUACAAAUCAAUUGAAUAUAGCACAAUCCUAUCAACCUGGUAAACCAUCAAUGGUUAUGGAAUACUGGAGCGGAUGGUUUGAUCACUGGACUGAACAACACCAUACCACAGAUAUAUUUUCAUUCACUGCUACACUUUUGGAAAUUCUGAACUAUCCAGCAAGUGUUAACUUCUACAUGUUUCAUGGUGGGACCAAUUUUGGUUUUAUGAAUGGAGCAAAUAGCGGAAAUGGUGCUGGUGAUAAUUCAGGGUUCCAACCUACUACAAAUAGUUAUGACUACGAUGCGCCUUUAAAUGAACAUGGGGAUUAUACAGAAAAAUACUGGGUGAUUCGUGAAAUCUUGAAAGAACAUGGAAAAAAUCCAGUGAGUAUUCCAGACCCACCAGAAUCAAAACCUCUUAAGGCAUAUCCAGAAAUAGAGAUAACUGACGAGAUGUCAUUUUCGGAGAUGUUACAACAUGAUUUUCUCCCUAAUAAACAAUCUGAAGAAUUGGUAACCAUGGAGGAGGUAGAUCAAAAGUAUGGAUAUAUUACAUACAGAAAGGAACAAAUUGACCUACCAGAAAAUACAAAACUAAAGGUCCUGGGAUACGUAACAGAUACGUUGAUGGUCUUGCUUAAUGGAGAACUUCUAAGCCCUGUUUUGAACCAUCCUGAUGAUCUUACUAAAUUUGGGUAUUGGAAAUCUAAGGACCAAGUUUUAGAACUGCCAGAAUGUACUAAUUGUACUCUAGAUUUGAUUGUGGAAAACUGGGGUCGAGUUAAUUUCGGUGGACUUCAUCAGUUUGAGCAACGAAAAGGGUUUCAUGAAGGACAAGUACUUAUUAACGAUGAACCAUUGCAAGAUGUCAAUAUUAUCUCUGUUGAAUUCCCUUGGUAUUCCAACCCCUAUUGGGAAGACUGGACACCUAGUAAUGGUACUGAAUUAACUGGACCUAAAUUAUGCAAAGCUACAUUAACUGUGGACGAAAAUGAAGAGUUGUUAGAUACUUAUGUGGACAUGAGAGAUUGGACCAAAGGUAUUGUUAUUGUCAAUGAUUAUGUGUUAUCACGAUACAGUAAACUGGGACCACAACAAGCUUUGUAUCUUCCUGGAUCCUUCUUAAAGAAGGGAGAAAACAAAAUUUUGGUGUUUGAGCAUUUUAAUGGUUCCGACAGCAUUAAGUUCAGCGAUAAACAAAUAUUUGAAACCGUGUAUAAAUCUAACGAUGAAAAUUUAAGGGGCAUUUAAUUUUAAAUGUGAAAUUGUUAAUAAAGAUUACUACAUAUUUGAAAAUAA